Molecule: messenger RNA, 3769 nt
Organism: Harmonia axyridis
Lineage: Eukaryota; Metazoa; Arthropoda; Insecta; Coleoptera; Coccinellidae
Gene: RpII140
Product: DNA-directed RNA polymerase II subunit RPB2
Exons: 11
Coding region: 143-3670 (1175 amino acids)
Biological process (GO): DNA-templated transcription
Cellular component (GO): RNA polymerase II, core complex
Molecular function (GO): ribonucleoside binding; DNA-directed RNA polymerase activity; DNA binding
Source: RefSeq, a predicted model, not a curated record
CCUUUGUUAUAUUUCAGUUUUGGUAGUCAUAAAAAUAAUUAUAAGUCAAAUAUUGCUUGUGUUUGAAGAUUCUAAACUGUAUUUAUUAUUAAGAUAGUGACUUUGUUUUUGAGGGAAAUAUAAAUAAUAAGAUAUCUUCAUCAUGUAUGAUUUGGAAGAAGAUCAAUAUGAAGAAGAUGAAACUGAGGAAAUCAGUUCAGAGUUGUGGCAAGAAGCUUGUUGGAUUGUCAUCAAUUCAUAUUUUGAUGAAAAGGGUUUGGUUCGCCAACAGUUGGACAGUUUUGAUGAAUUCAUACAAAUGUCUGUUCAACGAGUCGUAGGAGAUUCCCCACUGAUCGAAUUACAGGCUGAACCACGUCAUAUUGCUGGAGAAAUCGAAAACCCUACACGUUAUACAUUAAAAUUUGAACAAAUUUACCUUUCAAAACCCACACAUUGGGAGAAAGAUGGUGCACCAUCUCCCAUGAUGCCUAAUGAAGCACGUUUAAGAAACUUGACUUAUUCUGCACCAUUGUAUGUAGAUAUAACUAAAACUGUGAUCAGAGAUGGGGAAGAUCCUGUUGUUACACAACAUCAAAAAACAUUUAUAGGAAAAAUCCCAAUUAUGCUGAGGUCCACAUUUUGCUUGUUGAAUGGGCUAACAGAUCGUGAUUUGACAGAGUUGAAUGAAUGUCCAUUAGAUCCAGGUGGCUAUUUUAUAAUCAAUGGAUCUGAAAAAGUACUCAUAGCACAGGAAAAGAUGGCUACAAAUACUGUUUAUGUGUUUGCCAUGAAGGAUGGAAAAUAUGCUUACAAAUGUGAAAUUAGGUCAUGCUUAGAACACAGUUCAAGACCAACUUCCACAUUAUGGGUAAAUAUGAUGGCAAGAGGUGGUCAAGCAACGAAAAAAGCAGCCAUUGGCCAACGUAUAAUUGCAGUUUUACCCUAUAUUAAACAAGAAAUCCCAAUUAUCGUUGUCUUCCGAGCGCUUGGUUUUGUGGCUGAUCGUGACAUUCUUGAACACAUAAUUUAUGAUUUUGAGGACCCAGAGAUGAUGGAAAUGGUCAAACCGUCUCUCGAUGAAGCGUUCGUCAUACAAGAACAAAAUGUUGCAUUGAAUUUCAUUGGUUCCAGAGGUGCUAGACCAGGUGUCACUAAAGAGAAGCGUAUCAAAUAUGCAAGGGAAAUUUUACAGAAAGAAAUGUUACCCCAUGUGGGUGUUUCUGAUUUUUGUGAAACUAAGAAGGCAUACUUCUUAGGGUACAUGGUACAUCGACUACUUUUGGCAGCUCUUGGCAGAAGAGAAUUAGAUGACCGUGAUCACUAUGGAAAUAAGAGAUUGGAUUUGGCCGGUCCUUUAUUGUCGUUUUUGUUUAGAGGCUUAUUCAGGAACUUGAUCAAGGAAGUACGAAUGUAUUCCCAGAAGUUCAUCGAUAAAGGAAAAGACUUCAAUAUCGACUUGGCCAUCAAACCAAAACUUAUAACCGACGGUUUACGUUAUUCUUUAGCUACCGGUAAUUGGGGUGAUCAGAAAAAAGCUCACGAAGCGCGUGCCGGAGUGUCUCAGGUGUUGAACAGACUGACUUUCGCCUCAACAUUGUCCCAUUUGCGUAGGGUCAACUCUCCGAUAGGAAGAGAUGGUAAAUUGGCCAAGCCCCGUCAAUUACACAACACUCUUUGGGGUAUGAUUUGUCCUGCUGAGACGCCCGAAGGUGCUGCUGUAGGACUAGUAAAGAAUUUAGCUCUGAUGGCUUAUAUCUCUGUCGGUUCCCAACCGUCUCCCAUCCUUGAGUUCUUGGAGGAGUGGUCUAUGGAAAAUCUCGAGGAAAUCGCGCCAUCUGCCAUUGCCAAUGCUACUAAAAUCUUUGUGAACGGAUGCUGGGUUGGUAUACAUAGAGACCCCGAACAGUUGAUGUCCACUUUGAGAAAACUUAGACGUCAGAUGGACAUCAUCGUAUCUGAAGUUUCGAUGAUUCGUGAUAUUAGGGACAGAGAGAUAAGAAUUUAUACGGAUGCGGGAAGAAUAUGUAGACCUCUAUUGAUCGUAGAAAAUGGUACAUUGUUAUUGAAAAAGAAACAUAUCGAUAUGUUGAAACAGAGGGAUUAUAACAAUUAUGGUUGGCAAGAUCUUGUAUCUUAUGGUGCUGUUGAGUAUAUCGAUACUUUGGAAGAAGAAACAGUUAUGAUUGCUAUGUCGCCGGAUGACUUGAGACAAGAAAAAGAAUAUGCAUAUUGUACAACUUAUACACAUUGUGAAAUUCAUCCAGCUAUGAUUUUGGGAGUUUGUGCUUCCAUCAUCCCAUUCCCUGAUCACAACCAAAGUCCGAGAAAUACAUAUCAGAGUGCUAUGGGUAAACAAGCUAUGGGCGUAUAUAUUACUAAUUUCCACGUGCGGAUGGACACUUUGGCCCAUGUCCUUUACUAUCCUCACAAACCUUUGGUAACGACCAGAUCGAUGGAGUACUUACGGUUCAGAGAUUUACCUGCAGGAAUUAACAGUAUUGUAGCUAUCGCUUGUUAUACAGGAUACAACCAGGAAGAUUCUGUCAUCUUGAAUGCGUCAGCUGUUGAACGAGGUUUCUUCAGGUCUGUGUUUUAUCGGUCGUACAAAGAUUCCGAAUCGAAAAGCAUGAGAGAUCAGGAAGAACAAUUUGAAAAACCGACUAGACAAACAUGUCAAGGUAUGAGAAACGCCCUAUAUGAUAAAUUAGAUGAUGAUGGAAUCAUUGCUCCUGGACUUCGUGUUUCUGGUGAUGAUGUCAUCAUUGGUAAGACUAUGAUACUACCAGAAAGAGAUGAUGAGUUGGAUGGAACUACUAAGAAAUACACCAAGCGAGAUGCUUCUACAUUCUUGCGAAACAGCGAAACCGGAGUAAUCGAUCAGGUCAUGCUUACUUUGAACGCCGAUGGCCAUAAAUUUUGUAAGAUCAGGGUACGUUCAGUGCGUAUUCCACAGAUUGGAGACAAAUUUGCGUCUCGGCAUGGUCAAAAAGGUACUUGCGGUAUCCAAUACAGACAAGAGGAUAUGCCAUUCACAUGCGAGGGACUCACUCCUGACAUCAUCAUCAACCCUCACGCUAUCCCCUCUCGUAUGACAAUUGGUCACUUGAUCGAGUGUAUCCAAGGAAAAGUAUCGGCUCUCAAAGGAGAAAUAGGUGACGCAACCCCCUUUAACGACGCUGUUAACGUAGCAAAGAUUUCCACUCUACUCCAGGAGUACGGUUAUCAGCUGAGAGGAAAUGAGGUUAUGUACAAUGGUCACACAGGUCGUAAAAUCAAUGCGCAGAUUUUCUUUGGCCCCACCUAUUACCAACGUCUUAAGCAUAUGGUAGAUGACAAAAUUCAUUCUAGGGCAAGAGGUCCACUGCAAAUCUUGGUGAGGCAGCCUACAGAGGGUAGAGGUCGUGAUGGUGGGUUGCGUUUCGGUGAGAUGGAACGAGAUUGUCAAAUUUCUCAUGGCGCUGCACAAUUUUUGAGGGAAAGAUUGUUUGAAGUGUCCGAUCCCUAUAGAAUACAUGUCUGUAAUUUCUGUGGUCUUAUAGCUAUAGCAAAUUUGAGGAAUCACACUUUCGAAUGUAAAGGCUGCAAAAAUAAGACCCAAAUUUCUCAGGUUAGGUUGCCUUAUGCGGCAAAGUUACUGUUCCAAGAGUUAAUGGCUAUGAAUAUCGCACCAAGACUCAUGGUAACGUAGGUCGCACUGUACAUAUUGUGAAUUUUUAAUUGUCUUUUUACUUCAUAUUUUCAAUGGUAAGAAGUUGUUUUUAGAAUAUAAUAAAAGUAAAUUUUUUUA